Symbiodinium natans is the source of this 1659-nucleotide messenger RNA. NCBI's taxonomy places the organism in Eukaryota, Dinophyceae, Suessiales, Symbiodiniaceae. The record is from the annotation of a GenBank genome assembly.
AUGACGCUCGGGGGCUCGCUGGCAGCUUCCACGACAGCACCGCCACCUGCCGAGGCUCGGCUGCAAGCUCGGCUGCAAGCCGUGCACCAGUUCCUAGCUGCUGGCGGAGCCGAACGCUGCGAUCUUCCUCGGCUGGACGCUGCAAAGUUGGCCGCGGUUGCCGACACCCUGCGUGGACGCCCGGCUGUGCUUCGCGGUUUGUGGAGGAACGACCUUUGGACGAAAGACAGGUUUCUCCGCAAGUUCACGUCUCACAGAGUCAAGACGAACAAUGGGCACUUUGAUCAUCUACGCUCGAAAGAAGUAUUAUCUAUGGAGCAGUAUUUGGCGCAGAACGCUUCCGAGUGGAAUGUGUUCUUUGCCGACAUGGCAUAUUCUGUACACCGUGAAUUUUGGAAUAUGCUGGGCAGUGCAGCUGAGCCGGCACCGCUGCUGGGCUUUGAUGCCCGGCCGAUUCUGUCCAUCGGGACGCAGGCCUCCUCCACGCGUGCCCAUAGUCAUGCCGAGACAUGGCAGCUGCUUCUUGGAGGCCUCAAAGCUUGGUGGCUGGCAAAGCCAGGCUCGGAUCUCGAUAAACUGCUGGGUGCUGAUCCAUGCGUGGCGCUGGCUGGCCUGGAAGGACUGACAGGACGCACAAAGAAAGUUACUCAGCUGGGCAAGGAGCCCUGGUUCUGCGUGCAGCGUCCGGGGGAGGCCAUGUACUUUGGCGAUCGGUUCCCACAUGCCACCUGCAAUCUUGCACCGUUUGUGCUGGGAUUCGGUGCACAGGGCCGUUCGCAGAACUGGGCAUCUGCCCUCCACAUCGCGGCACACCGCAACAACCGAAGCGGCCUGCAAGAGCUCAUCGAGAUUGGCGGAAUCGACCUGGACGCCGUGGACGAGGAUGGCGCCACUGCGCUGCACCGAAGCGUCGCUCGUGGGCAUCGCGACUCCGCCGCUCUGCUGGUCGCAGCAGGGUGUGACCUUCGGCUGCGUGACCGGGAAGGCAAGAAUGCGGCAGCCAUGGCUGCCGAGAGAGGGGACCUUCCUCUCCUUGAGCUCCUGGCAGAGGCUGGCACCCCCAUCAAGCAGAAGGACGGUGGCAAGCCCCAUGCCAUUCAUUGGGCUGCGCUCUCUGGACAUCAGCUCGUGCUUGAGUACUUACUGAAGCGGCGAGCUUCAGCGCACGCACAGGACAGCGGCGGCAUACAGCCGGUGCACUAUGCAGCCUUGGAAAGCGAUGUGCAAACCGUUGCUUUUCUUGUGGAGCACCAGCGUGCCAACAUCUCUGCGACGGGGCAUGCUGGUGAGCAACCGCUUCACUGGGCAGCUGGCGUCGGCCACCGUGUGAUUGUGGAGUACCUACUGCGGGCGCGUGCUGAUCCAAACGCCGCAGAUCAGCGGGGCACCACGGCACUGCAUUUUGCCGCAGCUCAGGACAGGUUGGAGGCGGCUCGUCAGCUGUUGGCCGCUUCUGCAUCUAUUGCGGCGUCAGCCGCCGGUGUGCAACCACUCCACGCAGCAGCAGCCAAAGGCCACAUGCGGCUCGUCUCACUGCUGCUGCAGGCAGGGGCCGAUGCCAAGGCACGAGAUCGUCAGCGGCGCGUGCCAGCAGAUGUGGCCUCAAACCAAAUGGUGGUGGAUCUUCUUCGAAGUCAAGAGCAUUUCGACGACCUCUGA